AUGGAAUUCCUCAGCAAAGUGCUCCGUCUAGCACUGGCAGUUGGCAUCGUGUCAUCGUUGGUGGGGUCUUCGGAUGCAUCAUUUCCGGGAUUGUCGCUGGAAGGAUGGCCGUACUUUUAUCCACUCGGCCCGUGGCACGACCAUACACCGGUGCAACCGUACUACGAACCCGUCCCGAUCACACCCGUCGUUGCGGCCCAACUGGCGGAGUAUCCUGGCGCGAUGUCGAUCGCGGCAACGCGCGGUGCCAUCCAUAUCGCGCCUCUACCGGGCCACUCGGUUUCACAGUUCCAGUACAACCUAGAUGCACCACCAGGAACGUACUAA
Messenger RNA from Anopheles marshallii, 327 nucleotides. RefSeq lists its product as uncharacterized. The transcript is spliced from 2 exons. Lineage: Eukaryota; Metazoa; Arthropoda; Insecta; Diptera; Culicidae. The record is from RefSeq and is a predicted model, not a curated record. The coding region runs from base 1 to 327 and encodes 108 amino acids.